Ziziphus jujuba (common jujube) is the source of this 912-nucleotide messenger RNA. RefSeq names its product glycine-rich protein A3. Lineage: Eukaryota; Viridiplantae; Streptophyta; Magnoliopsida; Rosales; Rhamnaceae. The transcript has 3 exons. The coding region runs from base 182 to 676 and encodes 164 amino acids. The record is from RefSeq and is a predicted model, not a curated record.
GCAUGGGCUGUGGGGAAUACAUUUUAUUUUAUUUCCUUAAAAUAAUAAUUAAUAAAACAUCGAUAAAAUAUAAGAAUAAACCUCUGACAUUUUCAUCUGAGCUAUUAUCUACUUUUUAUUCCUCUGUGUGGGUCGGUGUGAAGUUGGCAAAUUUUGUUUUAGAUCUUGACUGAAAAAGAAAAUGGGUGGUGGCAAGGAUAAACACGAUGAAUCUGACAAAGGGUUAUUUAGUCACCUAAUUCAUGGUGUCCCAGGAUAUCCUCAUGGACAGCAUCCUCCACCUCCUGGGGCAUACCCUCCCCAGCAAGGUUACCCACCGCAAGGCUAUCCUCCGCAAGGCUACCCUCCGCAAGGCUACCCUCCACAAGGCUAUCCUCCACAAGGCUAUCCUCCAGCAGGUUAUCCUCCUGGUGCGUACCCCCCAGCUGGUUAUCCAGGCUCGUCCCAUUCAGGCCAUGGCAUCGGGGCACUUGUAGCUGGUGGUGCAGCUGCUGCGGCUGCUGCUUAUGGUACACACCAUGUUUCUCAUGCUGGUCAAUAUCCACCCGGUGCUCACAUGCACCAUGGUGGCAAGUUUAAGCACCAUGGUGGAGGCAAGUUUAAGCAUGGAAAGUUUGGCAAGCAUGGAAAACACAAGCAUGGCAAGUUCGGAGGAAAGUUCAAGAAAUGGAAGUGAGCAUUUUGUUGCUCCACUCAGGAUCGUCAUAUUUAUGCCUGAGAUUGUUGGAUUUGGUUUCUACAAAUAAACCAUUGUCUUUUUUCAAAGAAACUUUAACUAGUAGUAAAAACAUGUGGGCGGUUCUCUCAUCUGGGUUGUGUUUUUAAGGUUGUUGGUUAUUAUUAUUUGGGAUGGUUAUAAAAUGACUUUUGUAUGUUGCCCAAAAAAAAUAAGAGGGUCUUGUCGUUCAAUUA